AUGGCCACAAUAAUUGCACAAACGCCAGCUGCGGCUAGCAAUGAACGCAUCCGCCGUCCACGACGACAUUACAAAUGCGCCUACUGCCAGAAGGUGUUCAAGCGCAGCGAGCACUGUAUCCGCCACGAGCGCACCCACACAAACGAGAAGCCAUUCUCCUGCCGAUACUGCCGACGUUCAUACUCGAGGAAGGAUCUGGUCACCAGACAUGAGCCCGUAGGUGACGAGCCUGAUGGUUCACUAAGUGACGCCGGCAACGGCUCGGUCCCGGGUCGAAAGCGCCGCAGAAUUGACGCAACCGUUCUGGGUGCCGCCGACGACGCGGAUCUACCACCGUCAGAAUCGGAGCCUAGCCCUGCCUCGAGCGCCAUUCGGGGAGGCGUAGACUCACCCUCCAACCAUACUUAUACAUUCCCUGGCGAAAAUGGAACGACCGAUUCAGUCACGGAUGAACCACGGACCCAAAGUCCUGCGCCCCGUCGCAAAACACCCCUACGGCAGUCAAUAUCAAGUCUCGCCAACGUACUGGACGCGCCGGGACAUGCGACCUCGGCAUCACAGCAAUCUGACGUCUAUACAGGACUGCAUUUCGACGUAUACGAUGCCACAUCCCAGAUGCCCAUGGACGUCGACCUUGAUCAGGGAUCGAGACACCCUGACGACCUCAACCACUAUACCCCUUCUCACAAUAUCAUGAUGCCGGGGCGCAAGCGAAUGCCACCAAUCAGAACUUGGAUCCUGAGACUUUUUGCUGCCUUCGAACCGGCCGACAUGUCGUCCUUCUUCACCUUCUCCCCGUUUCCCGCCGGCCUCUUCGACGUCGGCCAGAACAUGCCGAACAUGGCAAUGCCCGGCAUGGCAGGCUACCAACAACUCCAGACUAACGUAUCACCUUCAGCUACACGCCUCGAUGCGGCCACCUCUCCAGCGUCAGCACCGCCGGCGCACUCGCCGUCCCAGCUCCAGCAAGUGAAGGAUCACGCAACAUCAAGCGGGUCUGACAGUAUGGCUGCUAGAGCAGCGCCGAGUAAUUUGCCUUUUCUGGUCAAGGACGAGCCACCACAGAUACCAAACCUUGCAGCCGAUAAUAACUGGCAUGCUUCGCUCUGUAAGGAUCUCGCUGAGCGGUUAGGGCGGCCCGAUGUCAUACAGGAGGUGCCGUCAUCCAAACUUUUGCAAGGUUUCCUCACGAGCUUCCUGGACUGCUACUACAGACACCAGCCGUUUAUCCACUUACCCACCCUGUCCGCCGCCAACACUCCCAGUCCGCUGAUUCUGGGCAUGUGUUGCAUUGGUGCUCUUUACCGUCUCGACCGCCGUCGGGCAGAGAGGCUUUACACCCUUGGUACCGAGUCCAUUGCAAGUGAUGUACGGGCAUUCCUCAAAUUCUCAGCGGAACUACCCCUGUGGGUAGGACAAACCAAGAUGCUCCUGACUGCCUACGCCGCUCUGAGCGGCGACAAAGCCCUUGCGGGGUCCGUCAUGGAAGACAACGGCUUCUUCACCUUGCUCUACGGCAAAACCCGCGUCGCCCUCGCAGCCCAAGACCCGGACAUCACCAAAAUGACCUGGGACGUGUGGAUCCGGCGGGAAUCCUCGAAACGUCUCCUAGGCGGCAUCUACGUCGCCAGCACGGUCCACCUGAUAAUCUGGGAUAUCAAUCCCUAUGUCAACACCUCCCACGAUCUCGAAAUCGAAGUCCUCCACGAAGAAUCCCUCUGGAACGCAAAGACUGGCGCGGAAUGGGCCGACCUGACGGCCAACCAGCCGCGACAGGACUACCGCACCCUCAAAGACGGCCUCGCCUCCAUCAUGUCCGACAGUAAACCCGACUCCCCUCGCAUCACCGCCUGUCGCCUUUCCCCGUUUACGGCCCACCUCCUCAUGCACGCCGUGGUAGUGCACGUCUGGCAGCUCGUGCAGGUGGCUCAAACACUCUCCCCUCCCCCUCGGGUGCCCUGGGCCGCGAUCCGCGCAGAAGAUCCCACGAGCGCUAGUCACGAAGAGGGAACGAGCCACAUCUUCAAUUGUCACGCCACGCUCAGGAUGGCGUAUAUCCGCCUCUUCAGCGUGGCGCGCGGGUUCGAGCGGCCGAGUCUCAUGACGAGUUCUGAUCCUGGAGCCGCAAAGGCGUUCGCGUCGCAGUUCGCGACGACGAAGUUAGAACGCAGUCCGCAGCUGUUUAAUGCUGUUGUCAAGGCGUUUGAGGGGCUGAGUAUACCGGUUUGGAUGGGACAUAUGUUGGUGAGGAAGACGGCGGCGUUGAGGUGGAGUCCGGCGCAUGCUAUCAGUGGGUGGGAUUGUGCGCUGUUUGUUUGUAAAUGGGUGCAUUCGGUCGAGAUGGAUCGGUUGAACGAUAUCGAGCCGAGCCCGGCUGAGAACGAGCUGCUGGAGAAUAUCAAGGAUGUGCUCGAGGAGGCGGAGUAUGACCCGGGGAAGAGCCGAUCGCUCGCUGCCGGUGUGGCGAGGACGUGGAGCUGGCUGCUUCAGGAUGUUUGGGUGUGGAGCAUCACCCCCCCUGAUGGGAGCGGUCCUCGAGCAGAUGGCAGCUGCUUUUGA
Messenger RNA from Penicillium maclennaniae, 2559 nucleotides. RefSeq lists its product as uncharacterized. The record is from RefSeq and is a predicted model, not a curated record. The coding region runs from base 1 to 2559 and encodes 852 amino acids. Gene Ontology annotation, cellular component: chromatin. Lineage: Eukaryota; Fungi; Ascomycota; Eurotiomycetes; Eurotiales; Aspergillaceae. The transcript has 8 exons. Gene Ontology annotation, biological process: DNA-templated transcription; regulation of transcription by RNA polymerase II. Gene Ontology annotation, molecular function: zinc ion binding; DNA-binding transcription factor activity, RNA polymerase II-specific; RNA polymerase II cis-regulatory region sequence-specific DNA binding.